Molecule: messenger RNA, 1599 nt
Organism: Dovyalis caffra
Lineage: Eukaryota; Viridiplantae; Streptophyta; Magnoliopsida; Malpighiales; Salicaceae
Source: the annotation of a GenBank genome assembly
AUGUCAGCUGACGAUGGGAAAAAUGUGGUCAUGAAAGGUGUAACUCAUGGUGCUUGUGAUUACCUGAUUAAACCGAUUCGCGUUGAGGAACUGAAGAACAUAUGGCAGCAUGUGGUUCGGAAUAGAAAGAACGAAUGGAAGGAUUUGGAGCAAUCAGGGAGUGUCGAAGAGGGAGGAGAUAGGCUGCAGAAACAAUCUGAAGAUGCAGAUUACUCAUCCUCAGCAAAUGAAGGAAGUUGGAAAAAUUCAAAGAGGAGAAAAGAUGAGGAAGAAGAAGCAGAGGAGAGGGAUGAUACAUCCACGUUAAAGAAACCACGUGUGGUUUGGUCAGUUGAACUUCACCAACAGUUUGUUGCAGCAGUUAAUCAACUAGGAAUCGACAAGGCUGUUCCCAAGAAAAUUCUGGAGUUGAUGAAUGUUCCUGGGGUCACUAGAGAAAAUGUUGCUAGCCACCUUCGGAAAUAUCGCUUGUAUCUUAGAAGGUUAAGUGGGGUUUCACAGCACCAGAACGGUAUGGGCAACUCUUUUAUCAGCCCACAAGAAGCAACAUAUGGAGCAUUGUCCUCGCUUAAUGGCCUCGACCUUCAAACUCUUGCUGCUGCUGGUCAACUCCCUGCACAAAGCCUUGCCACACUGCAAGCAGCCGGACUUGGUGGAUCAACAGCAAAACCUAGAAUGCCCAUGCCAAUUGUUGAUCAGAGGAACCUUUUCAGCUUUGAAAAUCCAAAAUUAAGAUUUGGGGAGGGGCCACAGCAACAUUUGAACAAUGGUAAGCAAAUGAACCUACUUCAUGGAAUCCCAACCACCAUGGAGCCGAAGCAGCUAGCCAACUUGCACCAUUCAGCACAGUGCCUCGGGAGCAUGAAUAUGCAACUCAAUGCCCUUGGAGGCCUGAGUGGUCAGAGUGGUUCUUUGCUGAUGGAGAUGUCCCAACAGCAGUCUAGGGGCCAGAUAGUAAAUGAAACUACCAGCAGCCAUGCUUACCGACUCCCGUCAUCCGUAGGGCAGCCUAUUGUCACUAAUGCACUUACCAGUGGGGUCUUGGCAAGAAAUGGAUUAGCUGAAAAUGGCAGGGGAAUAGGAUUUAAUCCAGUUUCACAAUCAUCUCCAAUGUUGAAUUUCCCCUUGAACACCACAGCUGAAUUGACAGCCACUAGUUUUCCUCUUGGAAGUGCUACUGGAGUGCCUAGUCUUACAUCCAAGGGGACGUUUCAGGAAGAGAUUAACUCAGAAAUAAAAGGACCUGGAGGAUUCAUGCCAAGUUAUGAUAUUUUUAGUGACUUGCAACAGCACAGAUCCCAUGAUUGGGAGUUACAGAACGUAGGCAUGACCUUCAAUGGUUCUCAGCGAUCCAACUCUCUGCAUAGAAACAUUGACGUGGCACCAUCCGUUUUAGCUCAUCAAGGCUUCUCUUCUAGCCAAAGUAACGGACAGAGCGGAAAAAUAUUUGUUGUAGGCAAGCUGAUGUUUUCAGCAGGAGAUGCAAUGAAUGCAGACCCUCUGACUACCUUCUUUUCAGUUGUGUUAGUGAUGAUGUUACUAUGCAUUUGUGUAUUUAGCAUUUAUAAUAGUUUUUUUAGUUUUAACUCACUAGAAUAA